This is a messenger RNA of Pelobates cultripes (western spadefoot toad), 487 nucleotides long. NCBI's taxonomy places the organism in Eukaryota, Metazoa, Chordata, Amphibia, Anura, Pelobatidae. The record is from the annotation of a GenBank genome assembly.
AUGGACCCAAGUCAAACCUACAAGAGUGUAGGAGGAAGGACAACCUAUGCAUCCAACCAAAGGCAAGAGGGCAUUAUUAGGGGCUACAGUGAAGUAGUCACCAAUUCUACAAGAGAUCAUAGAAAGAAAGACCCCAUACAUAUUCCUCACCGGUCCCCUACAAAUGGACAAAGAUCGCCUGAGAAAAAGGACUAUAACGUCCCAAUUAGGAAUCGCUACCAAAUACUAGAGAGCGGUAAAACCUCUCCCAAAUUCUUCCUGGUCUUUUUUUCACAAAAGCCCGGUCCAGACCAGAUUCAAACAACUUCAGCAAACACAAGAAUGGGACUCACCAGGCAAACGUCGGAGAUCCUGGAAAGAAGGAAAAAUAGGAGAAGAAAGAGACCACAACAGGGAGAAACAAGGACGGAGAUAGAUCACAAAGCUAUUUUUAACCUUUCAGAGCAAACACUGCAAAAAGAACUUAGGUUCGCUCCAACUUCAGAUU